UGCGAGUGUGGAAAAAGUGUCAGACCGUAGCGUAAAGCGAGCAAAUAAUAGUGAAAUUGAAAUAGUUGAAAGGCCAAUGUUUUAGUGGGUGCGUGUUUACGUCGGACUGUCAAAAGCGCGUACCGUGUGUGUGAUUUGUCUGUGUUUUUGCCGAGUUUUGCGUGCCGAAAUGUGACGCGUGUGGGUGUUUUGUUUACGUCUGACGGCAACAGUCCCCCAACAGAGUAUAGAUUUUUCGGUGGCUCGAGAGAAAACGAUUGACUAGACAUGUUCAAAAACUUUAUAAAAGGCGUGACGUCCGACAAGGACGACAAGGACAAACGAAAACGCGACAAAAAGGACAGAAAAGAGAAACAGAAGAGGGACAGGAGCAGCAUGUCGGCGGAAGAACUGCUCAGAUUAGACGAAGUACGACGUUCGAUCAAAAUCAGAGGCCGUCGCAAAGACAAGGAAAAACUGCCCUCGGGUAUAACGGCGGACUAUACCGCCGACUUUUUGGCCAGUCUGGAGCGAAACGAUUCUCCCGUGUCGACCAUUCCGGGUUCGCCGAGCCACAACAUCAACCAUUCCGAGUGCGGUUACACGCAAUCAGACAGCUCAGAAACGAGUCUGAAUUCCAUCAACCACCAGAGCGGACCCCCGCUACCUCCCAAACCUCCGAAACCACCGAAAAGGGGUAUAUUGAAAAUGCCCAAAGUUACCCUUACCCAGGAUAACGGCCACGACGCCGUCGACCAUUCGAGCUUGGUGCGGAACACACUGCAGAACGAGUUGAUCAUGUUCCAGCAUUCGGAAAUGAUGUCGUACCAGAACCUGCCCAACCAGAACGGUCUCAACGGCAAAAGCAUGAGCCAGCAGCUCUUGGUGAUCACGUCAACCUCUCCGAGCGCGGACAGUUUGACGGAUACGACGAACUCGUCGUUUGCCACGCCCCCUUUUUCCCUAAGCCCGGUGGGCGAGUCGCAGGGGUUCCACAGGUGGUCCAGGACCUCGAACUUCGACGACGUCAACCUUCCCCUGCCUGAUAUCGUGCCGAUGGUGCUGCCUAAGCCGCGGGUGCUGGUGGUGCAGCGUCAGAAACCACCGAGGAACGAUUUCGGAUUCUCGCUGAGACGCGCAAUGGUUCUCGAACGGAGCACCCGUUCCGGUGGUGGCGGUUUCGACGGGGCGGUAGCGAACGGGGCGGGAGUGAAUAUGCGGGCGGUUAUUUUCGCGGAACCGGGCGCCAUGGUGCAGCACAACAACGAAACUGGACUGUUGCCUGGUGAUAAAUUGUUGGAGGUGAACGGGGUGAGCGUCGAGGGGAGGAGUCGCGAGGAGAUUAUCGAUAUGAUCAAGGCGUCGGGGGACAGCGUUACGCUAAAGGUGCAGCCAGUGGCGGAACUGUGCGAGCUGAGUCGUCGAUCAACCCACGAUGGAGACGAGAUAGAAUUGGACGACUCGAACAUCAGGGGUGGCACGCUGAAGAGGUCGGGGAGCAGGAGAUUCAACAAGUCCGCGAGGGCAAAGUCGGAAGAACACUUAGAAAAGGAAAGGCGAUGGCUGGACUCCGAGAGGGUGUGGCUAAUGCACCGGGGCGGAUUUACUGCGGCCAAAAAGGAAACCGACCCCAACGCCGUGGAGCCUGGGAAAAUCCGCAUCUGUCUUGAGGAGACCGAUGACGUACUAAGCGUCGACGAAGACGAUAUAGAGCGGGCGAAUCCUCCGCAAUUCGACAGAGCGGAAGACCUAGCGGCACUAAGACACCUUAACGAAUCGAGUGUGUUGCAUACCUUGAGACAACGUUACUCUACCAAUUUGAUUCAUACCUAUGCGGGAAGCGGUACCCUUCUGGUCGUCAACCCCAUGGCGCCUCUAGCCAUAUACUCCGAAAAGGUAGUGGCCCUUUUCAAAGGGUGCAAAUCCGAGGACAUGCCGCCGCACAUUUACUCGAUGGCUCAGUCGGCCUAUCAGAACAUGUUGUCGAGCCGCAGGGACCAGUCCUUAGUCUUUCUCGGCCGAUCCGGCUCCGGAAAAACCACCAACUUUCGCCACUGCGUUCAGUACCUUGUGACCGCUGCCGGUACCGUCAAUAACGUGCUCAACUUGGAGAAGUUGACGGCCCUUUGGACCGUCCUCGAAGGUUUCGGCAACUGUAAGACGGCAAUGAACACCAACGCUACCAGAUUCACUCAGAUAUUUAGCGUCGACUUCGACCAGAGCGGCGCCAUAGCUUCGGCCAGCGUUCAGAUUCUCCUGCUAGAGAAAACGCGCGUCGUAAGGAAAGUGGAAAGCGAAACGACUUUCCACAUUAUGCAUAGACUCCUUUGCGGUGUCGAGGGUCAUCUUAGGAAGGAAUUAUACCUGGACAACAUUUCCGGGAACGAAAAUAACUUCUUUAUGAGUCUACUGCAGAAGCACGAGGAUAAGCAGAGAGCGCAGCAGGAGUUCGUCAAAACUUGCGGCGCCCUGACCGUGUUGGGGGUAACCGACGCCGAACAAAAGGUGUUAUUCUCGGUGUUGGCUGCCAUUUUUCAUUUGGGAUGCGCCGGAGCAGUUAAAGUCGGCAGCAACACUCGUUACCAAUUCGCCCAUCCGCAAUGCGCUCAAAGGGCGGCGAAUCUUUUAGGCACGACCGUAGAAGAAUUAUCGCGAGUCGUGUUUGGUCUCGCUUCGGGAGGCAUGGUUACCCCUAACGCACCAAGGGCACCUUUUAGGACGCCGUCGCCAACUGAAAAGGGUCUCGAAAGAGAAGCCGUUGGUAUCGAAGCAGUAGAAGGGAUGGCGAUGGGUCUCUACUCAGAAGUGUUCAACUGCGUCGCGAACCUGAUCAACAGAUCUAUUUCUGCCAAUAGCUACACCGCGACGUCAGUUCUUCUGAUUGACGCUCCGGGUUUUCAGAACCCGGCCACUUGCGGUCGUCAGACCGGCGCAUCUUUCGAGGACCUCUGCCAUAACUACCUCCAAGAGAGACUCCAACUACUCUUCCACCACACAAACUUGGUGGCGCCGAAAGAUCGCUACGUCCAAGAGAACGUAGAGUUUACCUACGACCAGAACGAAAACGAGAACCUGAUCAAUCCGCUGCCCCUGGUCAAUCUUUUAGACAAAACAGCCCAAAAUACGGUGAUAAGGACCUCGCAAACGGAUCUUCGCGAAACGGACAGAAGGGGCCUGCUGUGGCUUUUAGACGAAGAGUCUCUCUAUCCGACCGGCAGCGACGAUUCGUUCUUGGAAAGGUUGUUCACGCACUACGGAGAAAGGGACCAUCAGUUGUUGCUGCGGAAAGCGCCGGGCAAUAGUCAGUUUAUUCUGCAGCACCUGCAGGGCACAAACCCUGUACUCUACAGUGCGAAGGGGUGGCUCAAACAAAGCAGGGAGAAUCCCGUCGCGAGGACGGCUGUUGCGAUUCUUCAGGAAAGUUGCAAGGAAGACAUUAGUAAAUUGUUCGUCGCAGUGAGAGGUUUGGGCGCGUCGAGUUUCAGCGGCUCCGUGGUAGGACUGGACGGUUCCCAAUCAUUGAGGAGGGCUUCCAGCAUUCGUAGAACGUUCACCGGCGGAACGGCCGCUAUCAAACGGAAGAGCGUUUGCCUCCAGACGAAGUUCACGGUCGACGGCCUAGUGGAAACGCUGAGGCGAACGAAGCUGAGGUUCGUCCACUGCGUGCUGCCCCAGCACAACGCCGGACUUUGCGAAGCAAGCGCUUCUUUGAUUAACGUGAAGGCGAGCUCCGGUAAUUCCGAGGAGGGUCUCAUCAACGUGCCUCUGCUAAGAUCUCAGAUCAGAGGAGCUCAGAUUUUAGACUCUGUAAGGCUCUAUAAGCAGGGUUUCCCGAGUUUCAUGCCUCUGGCCGAGUUCCGCAGAAAAUUCGGGAUACUCGCUGGCGAAACCAAGGCGACCACUUCGGUACUGGAUGAACGGAGAGCGGUGGAGGACAUGGUGCUCGCGAUGGAUCUGGAAAUGUCCAGCUACAGAGUGGGACUGAGUCAGAUCUUCUUCAGGACGGGCGUGAUCUCGCAUUUGGAAGCGCAAAGGGACGAGCGUCUCGCCGGAGUGGUUAUUGCCCUCCAGGCGCACUGCAGAGGCUAUUUGGCACGGAAGCGGCUGCAAAAGAAGAAGCUCGAAGAUCUGGCGGUGAGAUGUAUCCAACGGAACGUCAGGAAGUUCAUGUUAGUGCGGGACUGGCCCUGGUGGAGGCUUCUGGUCCGGGUCACCCCGUUGCUGAACGUUCACAGGACCGAACAGGAGCUGCGCACCAAGACGGAAGAGCUGGAAGCUUUGAAACUCAAGUUGCAAAAGAUCGAAAAUGAGAGGACAUCGUUGCAGCACGAAACCGAUAAGCUGGAAGCUAAGCUAAGCGAGAUGACUGUGGACUUGGCUGAAGAACACUCGACCGCAACGCUAGCUGCUGAGAGACUGGAUGCCGAAACGUCGGAACGACUUCGUCUGGAACGCGAACUGUCCGAGACCAAACACAAGAACAAAGAAUUGGCGCAAGCCUCCGAGAGGUUGGAGAUGGAACUUCUGUACGCCAGAUCCGAUCUAAACGGCAUUUGCGAGGAGGAGGACGACGGCGACAGCGACGGCGUCUAUAAGCAGAGAUACGAGCGGGUUCUGAGGGAGUUGGAGUUUACGAAGCGCAGGUUGCAACAACAACACGAAGACGAUCUGGAGCAGCUGGUGGGACUCAAAAAGCAAUUGGAGAAAAAGCUGGCAGACGCUUACGAAGAGGUGGAAGAACAACGUCAAGUCGUCGGUCAGUGGAAACGCAAAGUCCAGAAGCUCAACGGGGAGAUGAACGACCUGAAACUUCUGCUCGAGGAGCAGAGCAGUCGCAACAACCUGCUCGAGAAGAAGCAGCGCAAGUACGACUCCGAGACUUCCCUCCUCCAGGAGGAACUCAAGAAAGAGCGGCAGGCCAAAGAUCGAUUGGCGAGGGAAAAAGAAGUGCUAGUAGCCGAGAAAUACGCAAUUGAGAGCACUCUGGCCGAUACCAGGUUGGAAUUGGACCUCAAAGAGGAACGGCUCGGUUCGCUGCAGAGGGAAUUCGACGAGAUAACUUGCGGCGGGAAGACCGAGGAGGAAGUGACGGUGUUGAGGAAGCAAAAAAUCGAUUGCGAGCGCCGUUUACAGGACCAGGACGAAGAACUGGACGAGCUGGCCGGACAGGUGCAGCUUUUGGAGCAAGCCAAGUUGCGCCUGGAGAUGACGCUGGAGUCUAUGAGGAAGGAAGCGAAACGGGAGGCUCAGCUGAGGGAAGAGGAGCUGGAAGAGGCCAGGUGUAACGCUCAGAAGAAAGUCAAAGCUUUGGAACAGCAAUUGGAGAAUGAACACGAAGAAAGGACGCAACUAUUGCGAGAACGACACGAAUUGGAGAGAAGGCUUCAAGCGGCCGCCGACGCGGAACGAACGGAUAGGGCGGGAGACGAGGCACUGCUGCAACGAUUGAAACGGGACUUGAAGAGGACGAAAGCUUUGCUCAGAGACACCCAGGCGCAGUUGGAGAGGCAAAAAGCGGAGACGCCCAGCAAAAACCUGAUCCGGCAGCUCAGGAACCAGUUGGAAGACUUGGAGUGCGCUCGGGCGCUCGCCGUCAAAACCAAGCAAAGCUUGGAGGGGGAACUGUUAGAAACCCAGGCUCAAUUAGAAGAGGCCAAUAAGCAAAAACUGGAAGCGGAGGAACGGGGUCAGGCGAUGCAACGCGAGAAGUCGGAACUUCAAUCCCAACUGGAGGAGAACGAAGAGGAACUAGCCGAGGUGUUGAAGAAGUACAAGGCGGCCGUACAACAGAUGUCCGUCGAUCAGGCCACGUUGCAAGAGCAGGUAUCGCUGGUUGCGGAGUUGGAGGUGGAGCGGAACCAUUUGAAGGAACAGUUGGCCGAAUUGACGUCGAGGUUGGAAUCGGCGGAGAGUAUGGGCGGCGCGUCCUCUAACUUGCUGUUCAAACGCUCGGAGUUGAAGGUUAAAGAGUUGGAAUCCAAGUUGGAGCUCGAACAGACGACGAGGUCGCGCCUGGAGACACAAAUAACCAGACUUAAGGAGACCGUGGACAAGUUGCAGAGCGACGCGGCUUCGUCCAGGGUGAAAGAACAACAGGCGCAGGAUCAACUUAGAAAACUUCAGAGACAAUUGAGGGAAGUGAAAGAGGAACUGAAUAAGAGUUUGGCCAAGGAGUCGGAGGUGAUAAUCAAGAAGAAGGAGUUGGAGAAAAGGUGCGAAGCUCUGGAAGCCGAAGCGUCGACCACUAGGACGGAUCUGAGGUUGGCGUUGAAGCGGAUAGAAGAUCUCCAGUCGGCCAUACAAGGCGAGCUGGAAGAUAGCAUUUCCGAUAAUAGCGACAGCGACGGAGAAAGUUUCGGAUCGGACGAGUCCGUGAACACGUUCUUGGUAAAUCACAAGCUGGGGUCGCCGAAGAACGAGAAGAAGUCGUUGUCGAACGACGCGAGAAGGUUAUCCAAUACCAGUCGUUCGAGCACGUCGAGCAACCUGGGCAGGGAGACGUCGUAUGCCUGAGUGACGGAGACCAUCUGCAGGACGUUGUCGCUGACGUUCUGCAGAAGGGAGGUCGUCGAUUCUGAUGACGGUGUGGUUGUCGAGUACGUGUGAGUCGGGCGCGAAUGCGCCAUCAUAUCGUUAAACUUAGACCUAUUGUGAUAAGACUGAGUAUAGAUGUGCAACCGUAUUAGAUAUUUAUUUGUUGAACGUUAUCCCCGUUGUUUUGCGUCGUACUUAGCGCUCCAAAAUGUAAUCAAAUAUAAUAAUCGAGGAUCAAAACCGAGCCUUCGCCGUUUAGCUGAAUCGUUGAAUAUAGUUUAGGUUCUAUUUGGGUUUUAUUGUACAUAGCUUAGUCCCGUAUUUUUUCCCUUGUAUCAUACCAUAAUUUUUAUAUAUAAACAAUUGUACGUUGCGACGCUAUCUAUGUGUACAAUAAUAACGAAAG
Cylas formicarius (sweet potato weevil) is the source of this 6919-nucleotide messenger RNA. It is a transcript of the gene Mhcl, whose product is annotated as unconventional myosin-XVIIIa. NCBI's taxonomy places the organism in Eukaryota, Metazoa, Arthropoda, Insecta, Coleoptera, Brentidae. The record is from RefSeq and is a predicted model, not a curated record. Bases 268 to 6492 code for a protein of 2074 amino acids. Gene Ontology annotation, molecular function: protein binding; cytoskeletal motor activity; ATP binding. The transcript is spliced from 20 exons. Gene Ontology annotation, cellular component: myosin complex.